AUGUAUAUAUAUAAUGGAACAAUUAAAAAAAAUUCUUUGAAGGGCUCUUGGAAGAAUUUAGAAGCUCAACUUGGUGAAGAACCACUUGGACUUUCCGAGUCUGUACUUGUUUUGGAAGAUUCUCUUGACGGCGUAUCUGGUGUUGGCCUUCUUGGCUGGCUUGAGACCUUCAACAGUGACGGAGUCUCUGAGUUGGUUGAAAGAGGUUUCCUCACGGGAUUCGAAAUUGAUAUGAUAGACAGAUUGAUAGUUUCACCACCAAAUCAUUGCAAUCGUUUAUACAUACCGAGUUGGCAUGAUGUGAGAAUAGUUGACAACCUUGACGAAUGGCUUGAUGGAGAUUCUCUUGAGAAUUUGCUUCUUGGACAUCUUUCUGACGACUCUACGUGGGUACUUGCUGAUACCGGCGACGAGAGCGUGUCCGUAUGGACGCUCCUUGGUGGCAUCAUCGAAGGAGAGAAUAAAUCCCUCUCGGCCGUCAAUGAGGUGAAAAAAGACGAGACAAUAGAAGUACGGGUUAGUGGCAUGCACAGAAUGUGUGAUAUAGAUAGGGGUGCACACAGUGUAGAAUCGAUAGAGCGUGACGUUAUUCACUUCAAGCAUCACGAGCCUUCACUGCAGACCUCCACCGAGAAACAAAAUUUUUUUUCAAAAAAUCACUUUUCAAUUGUCGCAGACGAGAAAUAA
Cavenderia fasciculata is the source of this 687-nucleotide messenger RNA. RefSeq lists its product as uncharacterized. Lineage: Eukaryota; Evosea; Eumycetozoa; Acytosteliales; Cavenderiaceae. Bases 1 to 687 code for a protein of 228 amino acids. The transcript is spliced from 7 exons. The record is from RefSeq and is a predicted model, not a curated record.